GGAGGCCCGGGUGGGAGGGACCGACCGAGUUCGCAGUCCCGCACUUUGGGGCCCCGCCGCUUCCGCCAGUCCCUGGGGCGUCCCAGGGAAGCUUGGACGCAUUGCCUUGGGCUCUGAGUAGCUGGUAAGUCCCUCUUCGCAUCCUGCCACCGUUCCGCCUGGUGUGGCAGCGGGGAUGAGAUUGGUUUCUUUCCCUCCUCGGAGCGAAAGCAGCGAUCCCAGGAUGGUGGUGAGUUUGGGGGUCGCACUUCCUCCGGCAUGGCACUGAAACUCGGGAGACCGGCACCCCAGUAACUGGUACACCAGUGCCGGAGAGGGUUGCAGUGCUCGGGAGAGGGCGUUGACUGACAUGGGUGGAGCCCCCACCCGGGGGUUAUGGGAUGGCCCUUCCCCAGCCUCCUCCUUCCUUCCCGGGACAGCCCAGUCUCUGGGCCCGCAGACGGAGCGCUCUGGUGGGCGUCUUGAAGCAGCUCCCGUGGGUUUCCAAUUUACAGCCAUUUCGCUCCCAAGGUGUUGUCCUAAAGGGCAUCGGAUUGGCUGACAGCCGGGGAGACCCCGGUCGCAGCCGGGCUGGGGACCGUGGCCUUCCUCACUGCCUCUUCAGGUACCCGGACCCUGCGGGCUGCGAGCGCUGAGAGCCGAGCGCCCUUCAGGGAGUUCGGCCCGGGCCCAGAAGAGACUCAUUUCAUCUUGGUUCCCUUCCCUCCUGGCUGCUCUCGCCAGGCUGGGAUCACGAGGAGGGCGUAGGCUGAGAAUGACUUCAUCCGGUCUCUGCAGUUGGGGAAACUGAGGCCUGGAGAAACGGAAUGGUUGGUUCCUGGCCACCCAGGAAGGCUUUCCGGAGAUGGCGCGAGGCUGCUGUGAGCUCAUUUCUUGUUAGAGACAAGAGGACCCAGAGAGGCUUAGCUGCCAUCGACCGUAACACAGCUGGCCCGGGCUGAGAUGGCAGUUCACCCUGACCCUGCUGACCACCGCCUCUUGGGAACCCUGUGCUCCCUCAGACCCCGCCUCUUCCCGCCCCUUCUGUUCUUGCUGUGGGCGCUCCUGAGCUGGGAUUUGAGGGGUGCCGCUCAGGGUCCGGGAGAGUGGACGCCCUGGGGGUCUUGGAGCCGGUGUUCCAGCUCCUGUGGUCGGGGCGUCUCAGUGCGCAGACGCCACUGCGUCCGACUUCCCGGGGAGGAACUUUGCUGGGGGGACAGCCAUGAAUACCGGGUGUGCCAGCUGCCGGACUGCCCCCCAGGGGCCAUACCAUUCAGAGACCUGCAGUGUUCUCUCUACAACGGCCACCCUGUCCUGGGCACCCAGGAAACCUACCAAUGGGUGUCCUUCCACGGGGCGCCCAAUGUGUGCGACCUCAACUGCCUGGCUGAGGGCCACGCCUUCUACCACAGCUUUGGCCGCGUCCUGGAUGGCACCCCCUGCACCCCGGGGGCCCAGGGUCUCUGCGUGGCAGGCCGCUGUCUGAGCGCAGGCUGUGACGGGAUCCUGGGCUCCGGCACCCUCGAGGACCGCUGCGGCCUCUGUGGUGGAGCGAACGACUCUUGCCUGUUCGUGCAGCGCGUGUUCCGCGACGCCGGUGCCUUCGCCGGCUACUGGAAUGUGACUUUGAUCCCCGAGGGCGCCAGGCACAUCCGCGUAGCACAGCGCAGCCACAACCACCUGGCGCUGGUGACCCGCGACGGGCACUACGUGCUCAACGGUGACGGGGUGCUUAGCCUGCCUGGCACCUAUGAGGCCGCGGGCACCCGCGUGGUCUACACCCGCAGUGCCGGCCCGGAGGAGACUCUGCAGGCGCCCGGCCCCACCACCCAGGAGCUGUUGUUGCAGGUGCUGCUGCGGGAGCCCAACCCAGGCGUGCACUUCGAGUUCUGGCUGCCCAGGGAGCGCUACGGCCCCUUCCAGGCUCAGGUGCAGGCCCUGGGCUGGCCCCUGCGACAGCCUCAGCCUCGGGAGGUGGAGCCGCAGCCUGCGGAGACCCCUGUCGCCCCCGAGGCCAUCCCUGCCCGGGUUGCAUCCCUGGCACCAGACCCCUGCGGGCCAUGCCCUGACAGUCGCGGUCGCGCACACCGGCUUCUUCACUACUGUGGCAGCGACUUUGUGUUCCAGGCCCGUGUGCUGGGUCGCCACCGCCAGGCCCAGGAGACCCGUUACGAGGUGCGGGUCUUGCUCGUCUACAAAAGCCGCUCGCCUCUGCGGUCUCGAGAGUAUGUGUGGGCACCAGGCCGCUGUCCGUGCCCACCACUGGCCCCACACCGAGAAUACCUAUUGGCUGCCAGGCGACUGGUCAGCCCCGAUGGCACACAGGACCGGCUACUGCUGCCUCACGCUGGCUAUGCUCGGCUCUGGAGUCCUGCCGAGGACAGCCGAGUUCGGCUGGCUGCCCGGCGCUGUCCAGUCUAAACCCUCGGUGGCUGCAGCCUCACCAGGCUCCUGUCCUGGUGUCCCGUGACUCAGGAAGAUCCCCCACCUGCAAGCUCAUCUGUUUUAACCAGGGUCUCCCUGUGUACGCAGCCUUGGAUGGCCUGGAACUCUGUGUAGACCAAGCUAGCCUUGAAGUCACGUGAUCCACCUGCCUCUGUCUCACCGGUGAAUGCUGUGAUUAAAGUUGCACUCCGUAUCUGAGAACUUUAA
Apodemus sylvaticus (European woodmouse) is the source of this 2631-nucleotide messenger RNA. It is a transcript of the gene Adamtsl5, whose product is annotated as ADAMTS like 5. The transcript is spliced from 12 exons. NCBI's taxonomy places the organism in Eukaryota, Metazoa, Chordata, Mammalia, Rodentia, Muridae. The coding region runs from base 943 to 2400 and encodes 485 amino acids. Gene Ontology annotation, biological process: extracellular matrix organization. Gene Ontology annotation, molecular function: protein binding; metalloendopeptidase activity. Gene Ontology annotation, cellular component: extracellular matrix. The record is from RefSeq and is a predicted model, not a curated record.